CAGUCCAGCAGGGGGCGGUAAAUGGACCAAUCAGCUGCUUUGUCUCAGUGUGACGUCCAGCGGAAGUAAAACUAAAGGCUCCAGCAGCAGCUUGUUUGGACUCAGCUGGAAGACGGUUGUGUUUUCGUAUCUCAGCUGAAUAUUUCAGUAGUUUCAGUAACAAUGUCUUCAGUUCAGCAUCUGAGAGAGUUUAUCAGAGAGCGACUAACUGCUGCUGCUGAAGAAAUCUUCUCAGAGGUUGAGAAAACCAUCGUCCGCUACGAGGAGGACGUUAGACUGCUGGGAACCUGCUGGAAACCCCAGAUAAAACUCUCCAGAAUCGGGUAAUCCACACCAAGGAGAUGCUUUCCUGCAGUUAAACAUGUCGACGAGGUCUUUCAACAUUCAGGAGAAAAUCCACACAGCAGCAUUUGUUCAAAACAUGGAAAAGCUUUGAAAGCCCACCUGAUAACUUCUGCAGUCCAGCAGGGGGCGGUAAAUGGACCAAUCAGCUGCUUUGUCUCAGUGUGACGUCCAGCGGAAGUAAAACUAAAGGCUCCAGCAGCAGCUUGUUUGGACUCAGCUGGAAGACGGUUGUGUUUUCGUAUCUCAGCUGAAUAUUUCAGUAGUUUCAGUAACAAUGUCUUCAGUUCAGCAUCUGAGAGAGUUUAUCAGAGAGCGACUAACUGCUGCUGCUGAAGAAAUCUUCUCAGAGGUUGAGAAAACCAUCGUCCGCUACGAGGAAGAGCACAAAAUAAUGGUUAUCAACUGGAAGCCACAAAUAAAGCUCAACAGAAUCGAUGUCCUGAAGCAACAUGUCUAUGAUGAGGAGGACGUUCCCCCUGACCUCCUGGACCAACUAGAGCCUCCACAUUGUAACGAGAACAAAGAGGAACUGGGACAUCCACAUAUCAAAGAGGAACAUGAGGAUCCAGAACCUCCUCAUAUUAAAGAGGAACAUGAGGAUCCAGAACCUCCUCAUAUUAAAGAGGAACAUGAGGAUCCAGAACCUCCUCAUAUUAAAGAGGAACAUGAGGAUCCAGAACCUCCUCAUAUUAAAGAGGAACAUGAGGAUCCAGAACCUCCUCAUAUUAAAGAGGAACAUGAGGAUCUAGAACCUCCUCAUAUUAAAGAGGAUGUGGAGAAAGUCUGCAGCCAUCAGGAUGGAGAACACCAUGUCCUGCUAAAAGAGAACCUUAAUAUCGCUGAGACUCCGACUGUUCCAGAAACUGACCUGGGUGAAGAAGAACAAAACCUUGAUCUGUUUAACUCUCAGAAAUCUUGUGUUGAUGAGAACCGAGAUCAAGAAGAAAGUAGAUCGUCUGUGUCAGAGAGUCGGUCUCAAACUGUCCCAGACGCAUCAUUUAAGUGUGAUGUUUGUGGACGUGUUUUUAAGCAGAAGAACUGUUUGAGUCGUCAUCACAGGGUCCACUCAGGCGAGAAGCCCUUUUCUUGUACAACAUGUAGAAAAAACUUUGCUCAGAGUUGUCAUUUAAAAGUCCACAUGAGGACUCACACGGGCGAGAGGCCCUUUUCAUGUGAAACAUGUGGGAAACGUUUCAGCAGGAGUUCAGGUUUGAGACUUCACAGGAGCACCCACACAGGCGAGAGGCCUUUCACGUGUGAGACAUGUGGGAAACGUUUCACUCAGAAGGGAAGUUUAAAGGACCACAUGAGGAUCCACACAGGCGAGAGGCCUUUCACAUGUGAGACAUGUGGGAAAAGAUUUCGUGAAAGUUGUCAUUUGAAUGUUCACAGGAUCACCCACACAGGUAGGAGGUCGCAUUCAUGUGAAACAUGUGGAAAACGCUUCACUCAGAAGGGAAGUUUAAAUGAACACAUGAGGAUCCACACCGGCGAGACCCCUCAUCCGUGCCGAACGAACUGCUUUGCUUGUAAGACAUGUGGGAAAAGCUUCUGGAAAAAUUCAGCUCUGAGAGUUCACAUGAGAACCCACACAGGUGAGAGGCCGUUUACAUGUGCAGAAUGUGGAAAAAGCUUCACUCAAAGAGGUAGUUUAAAUGUCCACAUUAGAAACCACACAGGUGGGAAAAGGAAGCUCCAGCAGCAGCUUGUUUGGACUCAGCUGGAAGACGGUUGUGUUUUCGUAUCUCAGCUGAAUAUUUCAGUAGUUUCAGUAACAAUGUCUUCAGUUCAGCAUCUGAGAGAGUUUAUCAGAGAGCGACUAACUGCUGCUGCUGAAGAAAUCUUCUCAGAGGUUGAGAAAACCAUCGUCCGCUACGAGGAGGACGUCAGACUGUUGGGAACCUGCUGGAAACCCCAGAUAAACACGACCAGAACCGAACGGCCAAAUCAUCGUAGCGAGGAGGAAGUUCUUACUGACCACCAGAGGGAACCAGGACCUUUACGUAUUCAGACGAACCAGCAGAAACUGGGGCAUCUACAACAUCAGUACAACCUGAAGAAACCAAAAUAUCCCUGGUUAAAUCAGGACCAGGAGGUAACAGAACCUCCACAAAUUAUAGACAACCAGGAGGAGCUGAAAUAUCGAGAGAUUAAAGAGGAACUGGAUGAUUCAGAAUCUGCACCGAUUGAGGAGGACCAGGAGAAACCAGACGUUCUGGGGAUUAAAGAAGAAGAAGGUCAAACAAGACCUCCAGAGAUUAAAGAGGAACAAGAGGAAGCCUGUAGUAGUCAGGAGGUGGAGCAGUUCAUCCUGAAGCAGGAGCACUUCCAUUUUCCUGAGGCCCUGACUCAGGAACCUGACUUCAGUGAAGGAGAACCAAACAUUGAGCGUCUUUACUCUCUGAACUUUCCUGGUGCUGAGAACCAAGAUCACGAAGAAAUCAGUUUACCUGCGUCAGGGAACCCGUGUGAUCCUGUCACCGAUAAAUCUGUAAAAUGUGACGUUUGUGGAAAAGUCUUUAAAAAGAAGCAUCAUUUUAAUCGACAUCAGAGAAUCCACUCCGGCGUGAGGCCUUAUACCUGUACAAUAUGUGGCAAAGGCUUCACUCAAAGCGGCCACUUGAAAAACCACAUCAGAACCCACACUGGUGAGAGGCCCUUCUCCUGCGACACCUGUGGAAAAAGCUUCUCACAAGUGGUCAGUUUAAAUGUCCACAUGAGGAUCCAUACAGGCGAGAGGCCGUAUUCAUGUGAAAUAUGUGGUAAAAGCUUUACGGUUAUUACUAAUCUGAAUUUUCACAGAGGAACCCAUGCAGACGAGAGGCCUUUUCCCUGUGAGACGUGUGGAAAAGGAUUCAGUAACUACACAAAUCUAAAAGCUCACCGAAGAAUCCACACACGGGACAAGCUGCAUUUCUGCGAAACCUGUGGGAAAAGCUUCACCAAAAACUCCGCCUUAAGUGUCCACAUGAGGACUCACACAGGUGAGAGACCUUAUUUAUGCGAAAGAUGUGGAAAAUGUUUCAUUAGCAAAGGCGAUCUGAAAGCUCAUGUGAGAACUCACACAGGUGAGAGGCCGUUCACAUGUGCAACGUGUGGGAAAAGCUUCAUUCAAAGAGGGACUUUAAACGUCCACAUGAGACGUCACACGGAGGAAAACGCUAACGCUGACUGAAGAGCAGUUUUCCUUCAGAUUGAAACUGUUUCACUCCAUCGGUGAGUGAUUGCAGACAUGAAGGAUGGUGACUCGUUAGUAUCAGAACUCGAUUAUCUAAAUGCUAAUUUCAUGACAAAUUUUUGUGGUGGAACUUGGAAGCACGUCUGAGGCGUUCUGGGGGGUGUGUGCGACUAAAAGGAAACGUUCUGGAAAACAACAAACAUGGUAAAUGUUUCCACCCUGAAGUUAGACAGCUACCUGCCACCAUAAACUGGAACACCACCAAGCUAACAAUGUCGGAAUAUGUGAAGCUAAUCACAAGUAAUUACAACAUUUACCACAAAGGAUCUGCGACCACCCAGAGUGGUUGGGAAUCGGUCUUUUGCUCUCUGGAGAUGCUCUUAUAGCAUCAAAACUUUAAACUGAGAUCUACACACCCAACUCCACCAAAGCAAAGUGACAAAAUCCCAGGCAGCUAAACUCACCCCAACAUGCAAUGCAUGAAGAGCUGUUGCCAUGGAAUCGUGUGUCGCUGCAGCUACAUGUUUCCUGUUCCAAACGAGUCAUCCAGGUCCAAAGUGAGCUUUAUAAUGGCCCUUUUCCACUAGUCCCUACUCGGCGUGGCUCGGCAUGGCUCUACUCGUUCUUAGACUUCUCUAUUACUAGCGGCUCCUUGGAACCGUUGUUAUUUUUACUACCUGGUUGCGGUUCCAAGCGACCCGUGCUGAAAAUGUGACGCCAGAAGAAUGUCGGUCACUGAUUGGUUAGGGGGCGGAGUUACCAGCCGCAGCAUAUUUUAAUAACUAAUAUCUUCAACCGGAAAAUCAUUGUUCGCUGGGCUUAUUGUGUAUAUGACCACUAUAGCAAGAUAGCAUUCGGCAAAGCCAGUUUAUUUGUACAAUUCAAAGAGCUGAACUAAACCCCAGGAAAGUACAGAGCCGUGGUCUAAUAAAGACAGGAGAAGAAAAGCUGGACUGCAGACGGAGAUGAUUGAUCUUUCAGCUAACAGAACAGACAAAAGCAACUCUGAACAAAUGGGUUUUAACCCUUGAUUUAAUCAGAAUCAGAAAAGCUUUAUUGCCAAGUACGUUUUUGGACAUACAAGGAAUUUGUUUUGGCGUAGUCGGUGCAAUACAAUACAAAUUAAACAGUAUAAACAUAUCUACAAUAUAAUA
This is a messenger RNA of Girardinichthys multiradiatus, 4677 nucleotides long. RefSeq names its product zinc finger protein 813-like. Gene Ontology annotation, biological process: regulation of transcription by RNA polymerase II. Lineage: Eukaryota; Metazoa; Chordata; Actinopteri; Cyprinodontiformes; Goodeidae. The record is from RefSeq and is a predicted model, not a curated record. The transcript has 6 exons. The coding region runs from base 620 to 3520 and encodes 966 amino acids. Gene Ontology annotation, molecular function: DNA-binding transcription factor activity; RNA polymerase II cis-regulatory region sequence-specific DNA binding.